Messenger RNA from Mauremys mutica (yellowpond turtle), 3284 nucleotides. It is a transcript of the gene BUD23, whose product is annotated as BUD23 rRNA methyltransferase and ribosome maturation factor. NCBI's taxonomy places the organism in Eukaryota, Metazoa, Chordata, Testudines, Geoemydidae. Gene Ontology annotation, biological process: rRNA (guanine-N7)-methylation. The record is from RefSeq and is a predicted model, not a curated record. The transcript is spliced from 12 exons. Gene Ontology annotation, cellular component: nucleolus. Gene Ontology annotation, molecular function: rRNA (guanine) methyltransferase activity. Bases 116 to 1063 code for a protein of 315 amino acids.
CAAUGGACUGAAGAAAGUCGCGUGGACGGACGGCUGCCUCGACCAAUGGGAGCUGCCGGCGCGCCAGCCUCACACAGUGCGCCGCGGCUCGGGGAGAUGACGUCAGAGAGUCAGCAUGGCGGGGAGCGGCCGGAGGCCUGAGCAUCGCGGUCCCCCGGAGCUGUUCUACGAUGAGGCCGAGGCCCGGAAAUACUCCCAGAACUCUCGAAUGAUUGAGAUCCAGUCGCAGAUGUCAGAGCGGGCUGUGGAACUUUUGGGCUUGCCAGAAGAUCGGCCGUGUUUCCUUCUGGAUGUUGGCUGUGGCUCUGGUUUGAGUGGAGAUUAUAUCUCUGAAGAGGGACAUCACUGGGUUGGGAUGGACAUCAGUUCUGCCAUGCUGGAUGUUGCUAUGGAGAGAGAGGUGGAAGGAGACCUCAUCCUUGCAGACAUGGGGCAGGGGAUUCCCUUCAGGCCAGGCAUGUUUGAUGGCUGUGUCAGUAUUUCUGCAGUGCAAUGGCUCUGUAACGCUGAUAAGAAGACACACAGUCCCCCAAAACGCCUGUAUCGAUUCUUCUCAACCCUUUAUUCUGCCUUGGCCCGAGGGUCCCGAGCCAUCCUGCAGUUGUACCCUGAAAACUCAGAACAGGUGACUUUGGCUGAUGGGGAGAGGGGAUGCAAGGAAGGAGGAGGCAGAGAAGCCCUGCUCAAAGUUUGGCUGUUUUUCCAGGGGGUACUGGGAGCUGAGCUGGAGCUCAUCACUGCGCAGGCCAUGAAGGCAGGGUUCACGGGAGGAAUGGUGGUGGAUUAUCCCAACAGCGCCAAAGCCAAGAAGUUCUUCCUCUGUCUCUUUGUUGGGACGGCUGGUGCGUUACCAAAGGCCCUUGGUGCUGAGUGCGCUGAUGGAGAGGAGUCCCAGCAGGCCAAGUUCACCAAUGAAAGAACACGGUUCAGAAAUGCCAAGGGCAAGUCUGUAAAGAAAAGCCGGGACUGGGUCUUGGAGAAGAAGGAACGCAGACGGCGGCAGGGCAAGGAAGUGAGGGUGGAUACGAGAUACACUGGCCGAAAGCGGCGGCCUCGCUUCUGACUGCCCCGCAUAUUCCAGCUCGAUGGUCGCUAUGCAACAGCCCCUGUGGAACUUCCCUGCAGCUCUUGUGCCUCCCUGGAUGGGCCCCCCUGGUCUGAAAGCUGCUUGUAUGGAGCGGGUCUCUGUGGCCCUUGCAGCGGAAGGCUGGGCCAUCUCUGCUGCUGUCCAGGGUCCCAUUUGACGCUUCUGGUUGUAUUUCAUGGGAUGAUGCCGGUCACGAACAGACUCUGCAUCUAUUUUUAUGUGCUGGGCGCUGACACUGAGCUGGCAGACCCCCUUUCUUUGGCCAUCUGUUAUGAGAGCCAACUGGAGGGGUCAGAAACACUGGUGGGCAGCCUGCCCCGUACUGGGUGCAAAGGGCCCUGGGUGAUGGGACCUUUCCUGAUGAGCUUCCAGCCUACUCAGUAAAUAGGCCCUUGGUUACGAGUACUGCAGAGCUGUCGUCUUUCCGGGGGUGGUUCUGUGCACAGCAAGGGCUGAUGGACCUAGUGCUGGUCUCCGCUGCUCCUCCCUGGUUCACAGGAGUAUUUGCACAGUGCUGUGCCCUCUGCUUGGCUGCUGCAGGGUUACAUACUCCGGUCGUGUGGCGUAUGCUCAGUGAGCACUGAGAAAACCCACCAGUCGACCAGACUAAGCACUUCCGCAGCACUCAUGGGCUGGCAGCUGGAGGUGGGGGGCUGCUGUAUGCUACCCACCCUGCAGGGGCCCAUUCCUCCUUUAGCUGAGGGCUUCAACGGGCCCUUGGAGGAACACUUCUGUUCCUGGCUGCAGCACGGCCCUGCCCAGCCAGCCAAUGGAGGUGCCCUCGCUUCGUCCCUCCCCUCAGCCGCAACAGAGCGAGGAGCCCACUGCUGGCUUUACGGCUACAAAUGUUUAUUCUGCAUAAAAAUUCCACCCAAUGGGAAGCUGUUUUGCACCCAAAGCUGGGGGCGGCGAGUGAACUGAGGGUGGGACCGGGAGCUGGGUGUAGACAGGAGGCAACGUACAAUGUUGUUCUAGCCAUGGGGACAGAGCAAGUCAGGUUCAAGAUCCACAUAGAAAACAAGGACACUUAGCUCACGGUACAGCAACGUUACAACCAAGGGCUUGCUCUGAACUCUUUCAAGUACAUUAAUUAAAAAACAAAUCCCAGUAUGAGUGAAAGCUGCCUGUGCCCCCCUGCCCCUCCCCUGCAAUACUGUGUCAAGGCCCUGGCGCUGGGAGUCCUGGGGGCACGUAGCACAGGUGCUUCUUGAGAAAAGACGUGUUUCCAAAGGAAAAGUAAAACAUCUUCCCCACGCCCAGCACAGCCUGGCUAAUCGCAUCCCCUCGUGCAGUAGGCUCCCCAAGGUGCAGGGAUUGCACUAUUGCACCAACCCCCCUUCCCUCCCCUAAGCCUGGCCUGCUGCAGGCUUCUCAGCCCCACUGCUUGGUGGUUAUGGCAGCGGUGGGAGCAGCUGCUGGGAGGAGAGCCCUAGCUGGGCAGAAUCCCACUUGCUGUGUCCCCAGUUGCACCUGCCCGCUUUGUAUUGCUGGUUUCCUCGCUGCCCCCGUCCCUGGGCCCCUGCAUGCUCAGCUGUUCUGGCUGCAGGACUCUGUGCUGAGUGCAGGGGGUCCCUGCAGCGGGGUCUAUUGCAGCCCCUGCACCUGAGGAUGGGGGCAGGGCUGUCUGGCUCACCCCGGCCGGUGGUCUAGGCUGCAAUGGUGCUGCAGUGCCUUGGCCCCCGCAAGGGGUGUUUAGGAAGAAAUAGCUGGUCAGCCUCCACCGCAGCUGCAUUUUGAAGGGGCGACCACCAGUCCUGGCUCACCAGGAGCUGUCCAGCCCUUGCCUGCGGCAGAAGCCCUCCCCUGGCGGUCGCGUGGGCCAGGCUUUGCAUGAGGCAGAGCAGAGCAGCGUAGUAUUAAAUCUCUGCUGGCGCUGGGGUCUAGAAUCCGGGCCCCAGCCUAGCCCAGGAGCUGAAUGCCCCCAAAGGCAGCGUGUGACCAUACGCAGCCCGUCUCCCCCAGCAGGGCUGCCAGCGCCAGGGGAAGAUGCCCCUUGACUCUGCCCGUUUCUCAAGCUUGCUGUGAAGUAGCUGCUCGCAGCUCAGGACUACAGCAGGGUUAGGUCCUGAACCCAGGUGGGACUCAAGCUGCGCAAGGCCAGAGGCUGGUUACCUGGAGGGAGCCGAGCCCUGCCCUGUUCUAGCGCCAUCUUCGGCCGGCCCUGCCACGCCUGGAGGGAGCCGAGCCCUGCCCUGCC